AUGACUUCACCCAGUGAUGAUACAUUAGUUCAAUUUCCAAAAAAUACAUUGUACAAAGAUAUUGCUUCUCAUCAAUGGCCAAUAAUUUAUUGUAAAAAUUAUAAUAUUGGUUUUCUUCGUUUGGAAAAACUUCAUCCAUUUGAUUCAUCAAAAUGGGGAUCGAUCAUAAAUUAUCUUCGAGAUGCAAAUAUGAUUACAAAUGAUACAAUAAUACGACCGAACGAAGCAACGGAAGAACAUCUUCGUCUUGUUCAUACACAACGUUAUUUAUCAAGUCUUAAAUGGAGUUUACAAGUCGCACGUGUUCUUGAAGUAGCACCAAUAGCAAUGUUACCUAAUUUUAUUGUUCAAUGGCGUGUUCUAAAACCAUUACGAUAUCAAACAGGUGGAACUAUACUCGCAGGAAAAUUAGCAUUAGAACGUGGUUGGGCAAUAAAUAUAGGUGGUGGUUUUCAUCAUUGUUCAUCGGAUAGUGGUGGUGGUUUUUGUGCUUAUGCUGAUCUGACAUUACUCAUCAAGAAUCUCUUUAUUUAUUAUUCUGAUCGAAUAAAAAAAGUUCUCAUUGUUGAUUUAGAUGCACAUCAAGGUAAUGGACAUGAACAUGAUUUUAUGAAUGAUGAAAGAGUAUUUAUUAUGGAUAUGUACAAUCGUCAAAUAUAUCCUCGUGAUCAACAUGCUAAAACUGCAAUUAAAUGUAAAAUUGAAUUAAUGAAUCAUACUGACGAUAAAACAUAUCUUCGUUUAUUACAUAUAAAUCUUGAAAAAUCAUUGAAAGCAUUUCAACCAGAUAUUGUUGUUUAUAAUGCUGGAACAGAUAUACUUGAAGGUGAUCUACUUGGAAAUCUUGAUAUUACACCUGAAGGUGUCAUUAUUCGUGAUGAAAUUGUUUUUUCUAAGUGUAUACGAGAAAGAAAUAUUCCAAUUGUUAUGUGUACAUCUGGUGGAUAUCAAAGAACAAAUGCAAGAGUUAUAGCUGAUUCAAUUUUAAAUUUAAAUAGAAAAAAAUUAAUCUCAUGUGAAUAG
Molecule: messenger RNA, 1023 nt
Organism: Adineta steineri
Lineage: Eukaryota; Metazoa; Rotifera; Eurotatoria; Adinetida; Adinetidae
Source: the annotation of a GenBank genome assembly